Chelonoidis abingdonii (Abingdon island giant tortoise) is the source of this 996-nucleotide messenger RNA. RefSeq lists its product as uncharacterized. The record is from RefSeq and is a predicted model, not a curated record. Lineage: Eukaryota; Metazoa; Chordata; Testudines; Testudinidae.
AUGGCUUUUGUUCACUGCGAGUCUGAAGAGUGCACUAAAUCCAAACUAGACUUGUUCCAAAUGGCCCCUAUGCUAACCAGAAUCGAGAAAAGCAUUUACAUCAAGGUGCCGCCUCUAUCAGCCAUUAUGGAGGCUGCCCCCAUCAACUUUUUUAUAGCAGGGAAUGGCAUAGAUUAUAUGGAUUUAAACAACAUGUUGCUGUACCUAUGUUGCAAGAUUAUAAAAGGAGACAGAACUGAACUUGCCGAGGACACUGAGGUGGGCCUGGUGAAUUACCCCUUGGCCUCUAUUUUCAGUCAGUUGGAUGUCACACUGGGAGACUGCCUUGUAAGCCAAAGCAAAAACUGUUACCCUUACAGGGCCUUUAUAGAAUAUGUGCUCGAUUCCAGUGACAACACCCUCGCCAUGCAAUUUUCUGCUGGCCUGUUUUACAAAGACACUGUCAGACAACAUGAAGAAACAGAGUUGGAUGGCGGGAAUCUAGGAGUGGAUGUGAAAAUUAAACUGGCGUGCAAUAAAGAUGCCUUCUGUUUAAUGGGGGAUGCAGCCAAAGGCUUUAAACUAAGGAUUAUAUCAGCGUCCCUUUUUGUGAAGAAAGUAUGGGUGGCCCUGGGCAUCUGUCUGGGAAUGAAAGUGAUUAGCAUUCCUGUGGGCAGCAGGCUCAGUAACCAGGAGAACCUGUUCUUGGGACAGUUACCCAAAAUGCUUGCCCUACGGUUUGUGGAUAAUGAUGCCUUUAGUGGAAGUUAUGCUAAAAACCCCUUUCAUUUUAAACAUUAUGAUAUUAACUUUGUGGCCUUGUAUGUGGAUGAUGAACAGAUACCAACCAAGCCUCUGCAACCAGACUUUGAGGCUGGACACUUUGUGAGAGAGUACAUGAAUCUAGUACAGACAGCUGGUAAACACAUGAAAGAUUGUUCUUUGUUAAUCGACUGUGAGGAGUUUGCACAGGGUUACAUCUUAUUUGCCUUUGACCUGUCUCCUGACCAGGAAUGA